AAAAAGUAAACAGACCUGUUUUGAUGUGUCAAAAAAUCAGCGGCUCUGCUAGCUCGUCUUUUCCUCAAGGAUUUGGUGUCAUUGCAAGCAAACAUUUAUUGUAAAACAGUCUGCUUUUGACGAGCACGAAGCCUUUUUCGUGCAGCGUUUUUUUUUCUCUCUCCGCUUUUUAAAGAGUCUAGCUGUCUGUGUGUAUAGUGCGUUACAUCAGCUAGCAGGCUAACAGCUGAUAGCCUGCUAGCUGAUGCUCACCGUUUAAACUAACUUCACGUUCGCUGAGGGCUUAGCAGCGCUUUGGCAGCUAGCAGGAGAUCGACGGUAGGUCGUAUGUGUCUACCUAUAUCCUUUAAUGUCUCUCUGACAGCUGUGCAGAUUAAAUAAUGGUGUUAACAGUGUGUGUGACUUGAUAUAAAUCUGUAAUGUUACACUGACUAUAAGGUGACAUUUAAGGCAAGCGUAACCACCCUUCUUUAGCCGCUAGCUGCUCAGCCUGUUUCUCUUCUUGUAUACUUUGCCUGCAUGACUUAACUUCUGUCCCUUUAACAUCAGCUCACAACUAUCCGAGGAAACUUAGAAUGACGUUAGUGCUAGACAGAUAAACGCGAUGAAGCCUGAACACCAGUGCCCUGCAAUGGCGGAGGAUGGAGCGCUGAGUCCGGUGGGAGGACGCGCCGGAUCGUCAGGCCGACCGGGCCGACAGACCUACAAGAGUUCAGCCCAUUUCCGCAGCCUGCUGGACGGCCUGCUGGCUCUCAGACAAAGUGGCAUCCUGUUUGAUGUUGUGCUGGUGGUGGAGGGUCGACCCAUCCAAGCCCACCGUAUUCUUCUGGCAGCCUCCUGUGAUUAUUUCAGGUGCAUGUUUGCUGGAGGCCUUCGGGAGACACAGCAGGAGGAGAUUCCGAUUCAUGGAGUAUCCUACAUGGCCAUGAAAAAAAUACUCGACUACAUCUACACUUCAGAGAUUGAGUUAGAUCUGGAGUGUGUUCAGGAAGUCCUGAUAGCUGCCACGCUGGUACAGAUUGAGAAUGUCAUUGGUUUCUGCUGUGAUUUUCUUUUCUCCUGGUUGGAUGAGAGCAACAUCUUAGAGGUGACCAAUCUGGCCGAUCUGUACGGACUGCAGCAGCUCAAUGCCAGGGUCCAGUCCUACAUCCUCAGGAACAUUCAGACUCUGUCUCGAACAGACGCAUACCGACAGCUCCCCCAGGAUGAAGUCUUCAAAGCGCUGAGCAGCGACGAGCUUCACGUGAGCAGUGAGAAUGAGGUUUAUGAGGCAGCACUUCACUAUCACUACAGUCCUGAGCAGGUGGAAACUGACCAGGUCUACUUGCAGGUCAGUCCGAAGGACAAUCUCAAGAUGCUCGAUGCCGUACGUUUUUGCCUGAUUGAGAAACAAGCGUUGCAGAGACUGUACGGCAGACUGAGCCAGUGUCCGCUGAAGGAUUCGGUUUCAGCUGCCCUGCGUUACCAUGAGCAGGAGGUCUGGCAACCCGUCCUGCAGAGUCCUCUCACCCAGCCGCGGUCCACCUUCCACUGUAUCCUGGGAUUCGGGGGGAUGUUCUCUUCCAGCUCCAGCACAGACAGCGAGCACCUGUUUCAGGUGUUCCACCCUAGCUGGGGCGAAUGGAGGACUCUCACAGCGGCUUACGCUCCCCGAAUGUCCAACCAGGGCAUCGCUGUGCUCAACAACUUUAUUUAUCUCAUCGGAGGGGACAAGAACACCAGUGGAUUUCGCGCAGAGACCCGCUGCUGGAGAUACGACCCUCGUCACAACAGCUGGUGCUCCAUCCAGUCUCUGCAGCAGCAGCAUGCCGACCACUGUGUCUGUGUGGUGGGUGGCCAUAUUUACGCUAUCGGAGGGCGAGACUACAGCAGUGAGCUGGACUCGGUGGAGCGCUACGACCCACAAAGCAACACGUGGGAAUUUGUGUCACCUCUAAAGAGAGAGGUGUAUGCCCAUGCUGGAGCAGUGGUGGAUGGGAAAAUUUAUAUAACAUGCGGCCGCAGAGGAAUGGCGUACCUCAGAGAGACCUACUGUUUUGACCCUGCAGCCAAUCAGUGGACGGGGUGUGCAGAGGGCCCAGUGGAGAGGGCGUGGCACGGCAUGGCCGCUGUUAAUGGACACGUGUAUGUUAUUGGGGGAAGUAAUGAUGAGCGUGGAUAUCGGCGUGAUGUCCUCAAGGUGGCAUGCUUCGACCCUGCAGCCAACUCAUGGUCUCUAAUUGCUCCUCUCCCUGCUGGACAUGGAGAACCCGGCAUAGCAGUGCUGGACAGUCGCAUAUAUGUCCUGGGAGGACGCUCUCACGACAAAGGCAACAGGAUGAAAUACGUUCACGUGUACCACACCGAUACAGACGAGUGGGAAAAUGACACAGAGUUUAAGGAGCGUGUCUCUGGCCUUGCGGCCUGUGUGGCGCUCAUGCCGCCCUCUGUGAUUGCUCAGGCCAGGAACUGGGAGCAGCGCACCAAGGCCGCGUGGAAAGACGUGGACAUGGACAACUCCGAGGACUCUAGUGAGGACUGAAGCAGCAGUGUUGAGCUGCAUCCAUCAGCACUGCAGACUGUCGUGCACUUUUCUCAUUCAGCAUGUUGAUUUUUAAGUACAAUAAGGAUAUCUUUUGCUUAUAGCAGCAUCAUGUCCUUUUUGCAUGUUGACCACUUUGAGUGCCUCUGAACCAAAGUGUCAUUCAGGACCUUUGCACAUUUUUUUUUUUGUUACCUCUCCGAUCUGAUCUUAGGAACUCACACUCGUUUCGGGAUUCCCUGCCUGCAGCCUCCCAGCCUGCCUCGCCAAAUGCUACUGCUACUGUGUUUCGCCGAUCCCUCUUUAUUUCCUGAUGCUGUAGCUGCUCCUGUGUUGUUCAUUUUGGAGAGAAUCUUUCUAUCUUCGAGUUAAGUGAAGCACUGAAGACUACUGCCUAUGCAAAAACAUGGUAGUCUGGAGCACAUUCAGCCGCCUUGACUUAUCCUUUAAGGACUUCCUGACAGAAGAUCAUUGAACAUUGAGUUUAAACUUAAGACUUUCAUAGGCAGCUCUUACUAUUAGUCAGCUACACUGUCAGUUUCUAAAGAAACAACACUUAUGUUGACUUUUUAAAGAAUUAAAAUCUAUACAUCACAUCUCCAACUCCGCUACUGAUUAUUGCCAGGUUCUACUAUGAAGUUAUCAUCACAUCCAGACUACUGAAAUCAAAAUGUUAAACUGAAGCAUUGUGCCUUGUUUUGUGGUGACAUCUUGAACCUGUUUUUUUUUAUGUUACCAGUGUGUGUUUAGAUGGAGGUGAGCCUUAGGUAUUGUGCCUCUUAUAUCAUAAAAGGCUUUAAAAGACCCUGUUGAAUUGGUGAGUUUGUACCUGAAUGAUGAGGCUCUGGUGGUACCAUCGAGUCUUGAUAUCUGUGUAAUGAAACCCAAACCAUCAUUGUUGUUUUUUUAUGAGUGUGUCCUUUCAUUGAUCUUGCAUUCUGUAUGAUUUAUUCAGUGUCCAAAUGGAGGUUCUUUUCACGUUAUUUCUGUUUGUAAGUCAGGUUUUGCUCUGUGCUGUGUUUUUUCCCCCCUCGCCUCAAUCCAUUGUUAACGCUGUUUAAUGUAGAAAGUAGGUUAAAUAACAAUUCCUCAGCUAUGCAUCCAAGUCUAAUUUAAAGUAUACUUUUCUUGUUCAUGUGAUGACAGUUAAGUCUUGAAGGAAAGCAGUGUUGUGGAAACACUGUCUCACAACAUUAUGCAAAAUUACAUUAGUAUCUGAUUCAUGAGCUAAGCUUUGAAAUUGAAUAAACAUAGUAAUAUAUAAUUGUUGUCAUGUGUGCACGUGAGUAGGAAUUUAUCAGUCCAGGGGGAGCGCUACUUUUCAGUGAGAACUCAUGCUGAGUAUUUAUUAUUUAAAACUGGACUGCGUUCAGGCUAACAAAAUGACGGUAUUUCUCCAUCAUUCCUGGCAGCAUGAAGCUGAAGGCUCCAUUUAUACUUGAGGUUGGAUAAUGACAUGGCAAUAACUUCCUGAACGUUUCUUGGAAAGAACUAUGUAAUGUAGAUCCAAUUAUAUGGAGAAUCAAGACAAAAUAGUAAGAAAUUACUUUAAGUAUAAGUAUUGUAACUUCCAUAAAAUAAAUCUUGCACAAGGUAUUGACCAAA
This is a messenger RNA of Stegastes partitus (bicolor damselfish), 4126 nucleotides long. It is a transcript of the gene klhl22, whose product is annotated as kelch-like family member 22. NCBI's taxonomy places the organism in Eukaryota, Metazoa, Chordata, Actinopteri, Pomacentridae. Bases 605 to 2521 code for a protein of 638 amino acids. Gene Ontology annotation, cellular component: mitotic spindle; polar microtubule; nucleus. Gene Ontology annotation, biological process: protein monoubiquitination; positive regulation of TORC1 signaling; proteasome-mediated ubiquitin-dependent protein catabolic process. The record is from RefSeq and is a predicted model, not a curated record. The transcript has 7 exons. Gene Ontology annotation, molecular function: protein binding.